This is a messenger RNA of Clupea harengus (Atlantic herring), 1574 nucleotides long. It is a transcript of the gene dleu7, whose product is annotated as deleted in lymphocytic leukemia 7. Lineage: Eukaryota; Metazoa; Chordata; Actinopteri; Clupeiformes; Clupeidae. The record is from RefSeq and is a predicted model, not a curated record.
UGUAGUUCACGUGAUCUGUCUACUACCCUACUGAAAAUAGGAACAAUGUUCUCAAGAACACAAACAGUAAAAAAUCAAGCUACUCUGACUGGCCUGAUGAUACAGUUCAAAGGCGUAUUUGGUAUGGAGUGAGGCAAGUUUUAUUUUUCUUUCUAAAUAUGUUAUGGUGUGUUUUAGCUUUCAGUUGAGUGAUAUUAUGGACAAAAACCCCAACUGUUAAUGGUAGACUGGUAGACUUUUUAGAAGUCUGGCUUAUUGUUUAAUUCGUUAUGGCUCAUCUCAGCCAAAUGUAUGCUAACGACUGACAUUUAACCACACCCAGACAAUUGUUUAGGUGUUGUUUAGUCAGUUAAAGAUACCUUUGACAAUAGGUUAAUAGCCUUCUCACCGGCAGACCUGAAUCAUACAACUAUCUCACCACCAACUGAAGGUGUGGUGUCUGCAGUUUAAGCAGGUUCUUUAUAAGGAUGCGGGGCCGGUACCGCGCUUGGCAACUGGAAGCCUUGGCUCUCCUGUAUCAGGUGCGCACUCGUAACACGCAGAGCAGAAGGAUUACCCCAUCCACUUACGGAGGCAACACAGAGGUUAGCCCUCUAGUCACCCAGGUGUGCCGUGGCACCUUGACUAAAACUCAGGCAGGCCUAAGGGGUAUGACAAUCGCGGAAAGAGCGCGCGAAAGCAUGUUCUCGCGCCUGAUGGACGCUCUCUCCCAGAUAAUCGCGAUAGAGGAGGGCAUGUACACCGACGAGUCACAGGACGGUAAUACAUUAUCAGUAUUUCCAAAGGACAGCGUUGACCUGAAGAACAUUUGUCUGCGUUUGGCCGAAAAUGACUCCAGGAACUCUCCAAACGACAGAGAUUUGCGCGACCUUCAAGGAUGUUUGAAAUGCAUAGCUGAAAACCUGUUGUCCGUAUGUAAUGAAAACGACGCCGCAGGCCUCUUUGUGUCUAGAAAGCUCAAGGACAUCUGUGACACCUUCCCAGAAAUGUGGUGAAUCAUGAUGAACUACAUUGAACACUUUUAUGGUCUCACCGACUUCACCAAUGUUUUCGGCCAUAUAUCGUUUGACGGUAUUUUAACAAACUCCACAGGAUUUUGCCAGUUGUUUUACAGAGAAAUCCGGUUUUGCCUCUACCAUGGCAGAGGAUUAACUGUCACACUGCCUUGCAGAUUUUCCUGAAUAGCCGGUAGUACUUGGCCAUACAUGAACAAAAGUCGAGUGUCGUGUUUGUACCAUGAGAGCCUACAUUCCCAUGAAACUGUAAUAAUUGUUUUACAGAACAUAGGUUACAGACUACAGAUUAAAACCGAAUUAGCGAAGGCUGUUGUGGAAUAAAUGUACUUUGCAUUUUACAUGUGAUUUAGACAUUAAACAUUUAACACAGAGGUAAUACACUAAGUACAUCACUUGUGAAUAAGUUAUUUGCAUGAUAAUAAUGUCCAAAAUAAUAAAAAAGGUCAGGAACAACGAAAUGAAAAAGCCUGCAAUAGUGAAUUAUUAAUAUGAUGUUUUGUAUUUGUUUUCCAUAAAUUGUAUGGUUUAGUGUUACCGAGAAUAAUUACUUAUAAAUGA